CGUCACAGCCACUUGAAAUAAAUUCCGACAAAAUCGAGUUCCUGCUUUAAAUAAAUAAAAAAUCGAUACAACAGAGCACAACACGUAUUUGCCUCUCGGGCUCUCUCCUGAAACCCCAGUUUCUCCUCGAUUCUAUCCUCUCGCUCUCGCUCUCCCUCUCCGGCGAUCAACUCGUAUUUUAGUUCGAUUUCUCGCCGGAACCAGCAAUCUAGACCCCUCUUUUCUACGGUAUCUAAUCCUAGCUCACGCGAUUCAAUCGAUCCAUUAACAACGCAAAUCAUGAAUCCUGAAUACGAUUAUUUGUUCAAGCUUUUGCUUAUUGGAGAUUCUGGUGUCGGAAAAUCAUGUCUACUUCUGAGGUUUGCUGAUGGUUCAUAUCUGGAUAGUUACAUCAGUACCAUUGGAGUGGACUUUAAAAUCCGUACUGUGGAACAGGAUGGGAAAACAAUGAAACUCCAAAUUUGGGACACAGCUGGACAAGAGCGUUUUAGGACAAUCACAAGCAGUUACUAUCGUGGAGCUCAUGGAAUCAUUGUUGUUUAUGAUGUCACAGAUCAAGAGAGCUUCAACAAUGUUAAACAAUGGUUGAGUGAAAUUGACCGUUAUGCAAGUGAAAAUGUGAACAAGCUUCUAGUUGGAAACAAGAGCGAUCUCACAGCUAACAAAGUCGUCUCCUAUGAGACAGCAAAGGCAUUUGCGGAUGAAAUUGGGAUCCCUUUCAUUGAGACAAGCGCAAAAAAUUCCACCAAUGUUGAGCAGGCUUUCAUGGCUAUGGCCACAGAGAUCAAGAACAGGAUGGCAAGCCAGCCAGCCAUGAACAACGCAAGGCCCCCAACAGUGCAGAUUCGAGGACAGCCUGUGAACCAGAAUUCUGGCUGCUGCUCAUCUUAGAAGAGAGCCGUUGUGAAGUUGGCUUGUGACCUUAACCAUGUUGGCAUGUGAAACUAGUUCGUCUACUCCCAAUCCUUUGAUAUGAAGGUUAUUUGUUAUGAUUUGGUUUUCUUUGCCAGUUAACACCUUUGUCAAACCUUCCAUUCUUUUAAAUGUAUUUGAUUUUAAAAACAUCUGUACAAAAUAGGAGUACUGGUGAAUAGCAGUAUUUGCCUUGUCUUUUCUUUGAAA
Messenger RNA from Populus trichocarpa (black cottonwood), 1122 nucleotides. RefSeq names its product GTP-binding protein YPTM2. Bases 280 to 891 code for a protein of 203 amino acids. NCBI's taxonomy places the organism in Eukaryota, Viridiplantae, Streptophyta, Magnoliopsida, Malpighiales, Salicaceae. The transcript has 8 exons. Gene Ontology annotation, molecular function: GTP binding; GTPase activity. The record is from RefSeq and is a predicted model, not a curated record.